Molecule: messenger RNA, 819 nt
Organism: Colletotrichum graminicola M1.001
Lineage: Eukaryota; Fungi; Ascomycota; Sordariomycetes; Glomerellales; Glomerellaceae
Exons: 3
Coding region: 1-819 (272 amino acids)
Molecular function (GO): protein binding
Source: RefSeq, a predicted model, not a curated record
AUGAGGAGCUUCCAGGCGUCAGGCACUAAAUCCGGCGCCUGCCGUCCCAUCUCCCCUAAGCUCCAAUCCCCCUCCCCCGCCAUAUCGAUCGAACCCUCGCUCCGCCUGCGCCGCGCCAUCACCGCCGACGAUGCCCUCCUCGUCAAGCGAAUCCUCAAAUCCCACCCGCGCCUUCUCCAUAACCCCGACAGCUCCCCCGAUGGCCUCUCCAACUCGAACCUCCACCUCGCCGCCUCCCUCGGUCACCUCCAAAUCUGCCGCCUCCUGGUCCAUCUCGGCCACGAGGAUCCCGAUCCCGCUCUCAACGAGCACCACCAGACCGCCCUGAUGCUCGCCGCUGCCGCCGGUCACACCGAAGUCGUUCACUUCCUCUGCGAACGCGCCCCAGAUGUCAUCCUCCGCCGCGACAUCCGCUGGCGUGACGCCAUCAUGGAGGCCAGCCGCGGCGGCCACGACACCGUCUUGCAGAUCCUGCUGACCUACGUGCCCCACGGCGCCCAGGACGCCGUCCGCCGCACCGACCUCGACGGCAACACCGCCUUGCACUUCGCCAGCAGCAACGGCAACCUGCUCGUCCUCCGCACUCUCCUCGCCGCCGGUGCCGACCCCGAGCGCCGCAACGUCUGGAACUGGACCGCCAUGUCCUACAGCGCCACCGUCCAGGCCGAGGUCUACCUCAAGGGCCUCGUCACCGAGGUCGAGCGCCGCAAGCUGGUCCGACACGAGGUCGAGCAGUUAAAGAACACGGCCAAGGGCGUCGCCACCGCAAAUGCUGCCGGCGUCCGCGUCGUUGAACAAGACGUUGACGUCGACGACUGA